This is a messenger RNA of Python bivittatus (Burmese python), 6436 nucleotides long. NCBI's taxonomy places the organism in Eukaryota, Metazoa, Chordata, Lepidosauria, Squamata, Pythonidae. The record is from RefSeq and is a predicted model, not a curated record.
UGAACAUAGCUGGGGACAGAUCUUGUGUUAGCUCUUUUCUCUGGUCCUCUGCGGCUAUUCUGCCCUUUGGGGUGGGUUAUACCUCUUUCGGAGACCCCUCAAGUUUUCUUUCCUUUUUCUUUUCCAUUGUAUUCAUCCUUUUUAUGCAAAGCAAGGAAUAAGAAAAAGGAAAGAGGAAAUAAAACAGGCCUAAAGUGUGAAAACACACACGAAGUCCAGGAAGCGAACAUAAUGUUUAUCUCAAUGGCUGAAUCAUUAAACUCUGACCCCAUAAUAAAAUGCUUAAUCAAGGUUGAUGUGGUUGAACGCUUCUUAUCUAGAACCACCCCUUGCAGGUAGAAAUCCAGCCACCCAGAGUGGUUGAGAGUCGGGCGGUGCCUAAAUCGAAUGAAUUAAAUGAAAUCCCCGACAGAAUUCUGGCUGAGCGUUUUCCCUUGAUGUGCUAAUUUUCUACAUGCGGGUGUGGGUUGAAUUACUGGGCAGAAUGGCAUCCUCUCAUGGAAGUCCUUCUGGAAGCCUAGGAGGCUGGCAGAAAACUAAGUUGGGACGACCUGCCAGCUCGUUUCAAAAAGCAAUUUCACAAGCCACAAUAGCUGGAUUGAGGUGAGCGGGCGGGAUGUGAGUCUGUCGCCCUGCUGAUCGGCUUCUGCAACUUGGUGCCCUCUAAAUAGCUUGGGGUUCAACUUUGGGGACUUCUAGCCAGCAAACGGGGCUGCUUGUCCUCAGCCUGACCCAUAAAAGCAAAGGAACUCACAGAGAUGGGAAGGUAGAGAGGGGAAAAGGGAGAAAAUUGGGGGUUGGCUAUUCCCCCCAUAAAAGUGGAAGUGGCAACCCGCAUUUUUCUCAGUGCUUCGGGGCGGUUUUGUGGUUGUUCCCGGCCCUUCGUGCCUGGGGCGUCUGCAAAGGAGGUCCAAAAAGUCAACAUGGCUGCUGCGAUGAUACGACCCAAGCCCCGCCCACUUUUUCUGUGCAUCACAGACCCCAUCUUGAUGUUUUUGACCACCUGGCCCUGCCCUGCUGUGCUACCUAGUAAUCAUGCUUCAGACCCUCCCCGUCAGCACGGACCCCUGCCUCAGCUCAAUUCAAAAUAACCCCAAAGCUCAUCCCAGCCCCUGCCCGUGUUUGUACUGAAAGGAAAACAUCUAUUUUGGAGCAGAUGCUCGCCGUGACACCGGCACUUGGAACGGCGGAUCUAAAACAAACAGGGGCUUGCCGAGAUGGAAACGCUUUGCUUCUCCCCAGCUGAUGUUUAGACAUCUUCCGCUAACAGGCCUGACAAAUGUUGGCUGUUUACACGGCUGGUGACAACGUUUGUGAGCAAAGCAGGCGAGGCAGAGGGGCGGGCAGCAAGGGAGGCUGAUCGCUCGGGGGCUUUCUCCCCUCGAUAAAAUCUUAUCUCAUCGCAGGGCUGUGAGGAGCCCCGGUGUCUUCCUGAGCGUUGUGGGUCGUACUGGAGCAACAUUUUCGGCAGGCGGUUCGGGUCUCACGAUGGACGGGUCUGCCUCGUGCAGGAUGGGACUUGGAUGUUGGAGCAUCUCGUGGGCUGAAGCUCUUGUCGGUGGAAGGCCCGUUUGUGCAGAUGAUGAUGUGAUUCCAGCGCAGAGCAUUCCCUGUUGGGUGCUGGGGUGUCACCCUUCCAUAACUAGCUCGUGCGUGUUGGGAAGUUACAGGCGUGUGCAUAGUAGCUCAAGAACAUUAGUUUGGUUUUCUUGGUAUUCUUUACUUGGAGACUAAAAGGGAGACAGUGUCAGUGUUCCUAACUCUUUCUGGUGAAUUUCUGCUGAACUUGAGAUUUAAAUCAGGGCUUCAUGUCCCAUUUGGCUCAUUGUCAGGUUGCUGUGAUGUGGCAACUCCUUUGAACAGAGUAGCUGGCCUUGCUCCUUCUGUAUUGGCAGGACUGCGCUGAACUCGGGCUGGAAGACCGUAGCUGUAAAUCAGAAUAAUUAUUCACGUUUGGACUGUGUCUCCAUGUAUCAGCAAGUAGUUCUUUAAUAUAUAUUGUGUAUGUGUGUAUGUACGUCUCCUUAGAUUUAUUGUUUACGUUGCCAAACCAAACCUGGAAAGUCCAUUUCUCCCCAGCUCCUUCUUACACUCCUUCCAGGUGUAACUUCCUGGUGGUUGCCCAAGAGAAGGGACCUCCUUCAGGCGUUUCUGUGAAUUCUUUUGACCUGCUUUCUGCUAGCUCACAGCCUGUGUUCCAGUUUUUAUUUGCAUGAAAGCUGUUGCAGCAAAAAAGAGCUGCAUUGUCCAAUUCUUCUGAAAUAUGUUCUUUUGCCUUUCUUCUGUCGACACAAGGAGAUGUUAAUGCCACAGGAGGCAGACCUGCUUGGCUCCGGGUGGCUUUAAUUAAAUUCAUUAGUUUAAUUAACGCUGGGGGGAAUUCCAGCCAGUGCAGUUUCUCCCUGCAUGAUGGGGUUUGUGAUACUUGCAAAACCACCCCUUUUAGGCAGCUUGAGAAUAUGGAUCCAGCAGCCUUCGCUUGCAGACAGUUCCCUUCCAAACCCCUGAUGUCUUUCCCAGGACGCAGAUCUGGAUUUCAGAAACCUGCAGCAGGCAUGUGGAAUUGCUGGUUAGGCAAAAAGAUUAGACCCUGGAUCCCUUUCCCUAAAAUAGCGAUGUAAGGGCAGGUAGAUUCCUUCAGGACGAGGUAGCUGAACUGGGCCGUGACCGUUAUGGGAGAGACUUCCAGGGGGUUUCUAAGAGUGGAGGGCUGUCAGAAAAAUUCAGACUUAACAAGAGACCGCGGCGUUCACACCCUCCUGGCUGCUUCUGAAAACGCUUUUGGCUUCCUCAGAGGCACUGCCAAAGUUAGGUGUUUCCACCCAAGCUUGAUGGCUCUUCUGACUUGGUCAGCAAUCAAGCUUGGGUGGACACAGCUUAUUUGGGAAGCGCGUUUUCAUGUUCUCCCACAUCCUAGCAGCUGGCCUGUUAGAGCAACUUGGGCCACAAAGCUUCCAGAGUUGGUAUGACCCAUCCGAGAGGCUGUUUUUCUCAUCGCAUUGGAGGUACACAAGAACCCUUGCCUGAACAGGCACAGCGCACAGGGCUUUUAAAGGCUCCGAUGCAGAGAAACUUCACUUCGCUGAGCAAGGAGAAUGUCUUCGAGAACAACGAGUUGGCUUUCCGCGUGGCUGAGAAGGAGCUGGGCAUCCCGGCUUUGCUGGAUGCUGAAGAUAUGGUUGCGCUCAAGGUGCCCGAUCGACUCAGCAUCCUCACUUACGUCUCCCAGUAUUACAAUUACUUCCACGGCAAGUCACCUAUUGGAGGGAUGGCUGGCAUCAAGCGCCCGGCUUCCCAACCCAGCGAGCAGCCGACUGGGAAGAAGGUGGUGUCCGAGCCGGCGGUCCCAAGUUCUGCAAAUCCAGCAAGGCAACAUCUUCCUCUUGAAUCCAGAACAGAACCAGCUGUGUCGGGGCGUUCUCUGGCAACGGGCACCUCUCCGGCGGUCCAAAGACGGGUCUUAGCCGAGAAGAACAAUGCGCAGCACGGCGACUGCGCCAUCUGCGGAACCCACGUCCACUUGGUGCAACGCCUGCUGAUGGACGGGAAGCUUUAUCACAGGAAUUGCUUUCGGUGCAAAGAGUGCUCCAGCACUUUACAGAGAGGAAACUACAAAGCUGGGCUUGGCCCAGGGACUCUCCUUUGUAGCCAACACGCAGGGCCAGCGUCUGCCCAGGGUCCUCCUGUCCAGCAGAGCCGUGGAGAGAGGAAGUCUUCCCAGGCCGCUUCAGGGAACUGGGGGAAGGGACUUGAACCGACGCCAGCAGCAUCGCCGGCGGUCAAGCCGAGUUGGGCCUUCCAGAACAACAACGCCACCCGACCAGAAGCUCAGGUGCCAUCAGAUCCCAGGAAUAAUAAAACCAGCAGGGUGUCCACCAGCCCGAGUUUGCAUCAGUUGGACCCUCCUACCCAACCAGCAGGUCAAGCCAUGACUUCUCCUUCAACAGGAUUAGAUCCAAGGAAUAAUAAAACCAGCAGGGUGUCCACCAGCCCAAGUUUGCAUCAGUUGGACCCUCCUACCCAACCAGCUGGUCAAGCCAUGACUUCUCCUUCGACAGGAUUAGAUCCCAGGAAUAAUAAAACCAGCAGGGUGUCCACCAGCCCAAGUUUGCAUCAGUUGGAUCCUCCUACCCAACCAGCAGGUCAAGCCAUGACUUCUCCUUCAACAGGAUUGCGGACAAAAAUCCAGCAGGCUCGGGAGAAGUUUUCCCAGGCUGAUCCCCCCUCUUCUGGCUUCACCACAGGCAAAACUGAGCCUGUUAGAACCCCCUACUCUCCUUCAAGGCCCUCGCAAGCCCCCGAGAAAACACCUCUUUCUGGGGCACAGGUCCCCAGCCACAGCGAGAAGGACCAAGCCCGGAGCGUCCUUAGCCGUGUCUUGCCAGGACCUCAGCCUUCGACCCACCCGCCGGGAGGGAUGGGCUCUGCUUUGCCCAAGCCCAUGGCAUCUAACACCAACCCGUCACCUCCUGGCACCUCCAGCGCCCGGGGUCUGCAGCCCCCGAAUGUCCCACCUGGCAGGCCCCUUAACAGACCAGCCUUUGCAGAAGCUCCAAGAGGGACAGAAACGCCCCCUCCGGUUGCGAAUCUCCCCAAGGAUCCACGCCACAAAGUGGGAGUCGGGGCCGAGCCCCCGAACAAAGCCAAGGGAUGGUCCGUCAGCACAUCUGCCAACUCUGGACGUAAACUGGACACAAACGUUGCUAAAGCAAAAAAUUUCAACGUGGCAGAAGAGAAAUCGGAGGGCCCCGAGGACUGGAGAUCGAGGCUGAAGCCGGUCAAAAUCCCCCACCAGGGUGAAGCCAAGACUUCUCAGAAACCUGCGGAUGUUCACAAGGUGGUGAUCAACGUAGAGGUGAAGCCGGAGCAGAAGGACAAAAAGCCGUCUCUUUUGGUCAUCACCCCUGCCGCUCCCAAUCCUGCGCCGCUGGCUGUUCAACCUCAGAAGAAGAAGCUCCUGGUGCCUCAGCUUGAUGUCUCCAGCAGCUGGCAGCAAGCGAAGCAGCUGUGGGAAUCGCAGCCAGCAACCGCCAAGCCGGAGAGUUGGGGACCCUCGAAAAAAGUGGUUGCCGCCGUCCCGCCGUCCGGCCCUGGAGCCUUCUGGAAGCAUCCAAGCGAUCCAGCGAUCUCUCCCACCAAGCUCCACCCGGAUUACGUUCCCGAGGAAGAGAUCCAGAAGGAAGUCCGGCAGAUUGAGAGAGACCUGGACAAGCUGGAGCAGAAGGGGAUCUCCCUGGAGAAACAGCUGCGGGGCUGCGAGGGAGAUGAUUCCGAAGAUGCCCUGAUGGUGGAGUGGUUCAAACUGAUCCACGAGAAGCAACUUUUGCUGAGACGGGAGUCCGAGUUGAUGCACAAGAUGAACCAGCAAAAACUGGAAGUGAAGCAGUGGGACAUUGAGAGCGAACUUCGCAGCCUGAUGAGCAAAGCGGAUUACUUGAAGACCCCGAACGAGAAGGCUCGAGAGAAGGAACUCCUGGACUUGUACUUGGACACGGUCAACCAUCGGAAUAAAAUUGUGGAAGACUUGGAUGAGGACAGACUCAGGGAACUAGAAGAAGAUGAGAUGAUUGCUGCCAUGAUCAAGAAGUUUGGCGUGUCUCGGACCACCCAGGAAAAUGAAAAAAAGAAAACCAAGUUUGGCUUAUUCAAACUAUUGAAAACCAAGAAUUGAGUCAGGGAGGGGAUGCAAGCAAAAGAAGCUUCAUCACCCAAAGCUACGGGUCUGGUUGCUCUUCAAACAACUUGGUCUUUCGUUUCUAAGAACUGUAAGCCCUUUGGCUGUCCCACGCUGGAAGAAAGCAGCAGCAGAAGGAAAGGAGGUCUCCAGGAAAUCUCGCCUUGCUUGGAGAGUGAGGAGCAAAACCUUGGAGGAAAAACAAAAUAGGCUCUGAAUGCAACCCGCUUGCUUUUGGAAAUUCACCUUCCAAAUGAAUUUUGGACUUGAUGGAGGGAAGCAUUCAGCCGCUUAGAAGCAGGCCCACUGCACGGAUAUCUUCUUCUCCAGCUGCAGGAGAAUUUGGGGUGCAUGGUUGCCCCCCAUCUUUCUCUGCCCGGACUGUAUCAUUUCACCUUUUCAGGAAGAGCAAAAUGUCCAUUCCCUUCCUACUUAGGAUCGGGCAGCCAUAAAUGGAUCCUUUGCAUGGCCCCCCACCCCCUCGGUGGUUCAUUUUUUGGCGGUCCCUCCGUCUAAUCCCUUUCUGAACGCUAGGUGGAACCGUAGCUCUCAGCAGGCCCGUCUGCAAGGGGCUGAAGGAAGACGCUCAGGAAGGCUCUUGCAUAAUAGGGUGAAUUACUGAAUCAUGACAACAAUGACAUGUGCUUCUGGUUCCGCGUUUUUGAGAAUCCCAGCAUCCAGAUUGACUCCAUACCUCGCCGGUGGGAUCAUCCCGACUGACUUUUGUACUUUUGUACUUUGUAAUAAAUCUAGAGUGAUUUA